Salmo salar (Atlantic salmon) is the source of this 5706-nucleotide messenger RNA. Lineage: Eukaryota; Metazoa; Chordata; Actinopteri; Salmoniformes; Salmonidae. The record is from RefSeq and is a predicted model, not a curated record.
AUGAACGGAGGGACGUUCCUGGUGGAGAGAGAGACGGGUCUGGUCCGGCUGACCAAUCCUCUGGACUAUGAACUGAUUAGCAUCUUCAGGUUUAAAGUCUCAGCUACGACUCGACGAGACCUCAAAGAGUCCAUCUCUACUGUCGACGUGGAGGUGAAGAUUCUGGACAUAAAUGACAACAAGCCAUUGUUCGAGACCAGUUCCUAUGUUGCCAUGGUGAUGGAGGGGAUGCCCGUGGGUACCAGGGUGGUCCAGGUGCGGGCGCUCGACCCUGACUGGGGCUCCAACGGACAGGUCACCUACAGCUUGGGUACUCCACUUAACCAGAUCCAGAAGAACAGACCAGACCGUACAUCCGCUGGUUCCUCAUCUGUUAUUACUGGUACCAGUACUGGUUCAACUAGUCGUUCUACUGGUACCGGACCGGCGUUCUCCAUUGACAGUAAAACGGGCUGGAUCACUACCCUGUCUGUUCUGGACCACGAGGCUGGUCCCAGCUAUACCUUCGUGGUGGUGUCUUCAGACCUUGGAGAGCUGUUACAGCUAUCCUCCACCACUGUCGUCACGGUGUCUGUAGCAGAUGUGAAUGACAACCCUCCGCGAUUCGAAAGAGAGUUUUACCGGGGCGCGGUCCGAGAGAGUGACCCGCCAGGAGAGGUGGUGUCUGUCCUCAGCACCAACGACGGAGACACCACGGAUCAAAACAAACUGGUCAGCUACCACAUCACAGGUGGUAACCCAGGGGGAGUGUUCAGUAUAGCUCUGGUCCAGGGUGAAUGGAUGGUGGUGGUGCGCGGUCAGCUGGACAGGGAAAAACAGGACUUCUAUGUACUCAACAUCACCGCUAGCGACGGCCUCUACAUCACCCGUACUGCCGUGGAGGUCACUGUCAUGGACGCCAACGACAACACACCUGUCUGCAACCAGGCGGUCUACAGCGUGGCCUUCCCUGAGGACAUGCCCCCUAACCAGGGCAUUCUGACAGUAGGUGCGUCCGACGCAGACACAGGCACCAGCGCUGAGAUACAGUACUCGCUUUUUGGGAUCGGAGUAGAGGACUUCUAUAUGGACGCAAACACUGGUGACAUGAAGACAGCGGCGGUGAUGGACCGCGAGAAGACCUCCAGCUACAAGUUGAUCGCCCAGGCAACCGACGGGGGCGGGCUCUUCUGUCGCUCUGAGGUCUCUGUCACGCUAUUGGAUGUAAACGACAACCCGCCCUCCUUUUUUUCCAGCCAAUACCAGGCCAACAUUUAUGAGAACGCCGCCCCCAAAGCACUGCUGACACGCCUACAAGCCAGUGACCCUGACGAAGGUCCAAACCGUACGGUGGUGUACUCCCUGGUAGACUCUGCAGACGGGUUCUUCUCUAUAGAUCCGGUAUCAGGCGUGGUGGUUCUGGAGAGAGCCCUGGACAGAGAGACCAGAGACUCCUACAGGAUCAGGAUCCAGGCCUCCGACCGCUCCGGACUGCAGGGGGCGCUAUCCUCACAGGUGGAUCUGACAGUAGUGGUGUUGGACGUCAACGACAACCCACCGGUGUUCCAGAGGCGCGACUACACCGUCACCGUGCCCGAGGACGUUGCCAUGGGAACAGAGAUCCUGCGGCUGUCGGCCACUAGCGACGACAUCGGGGCUAACGCCGAGGUCACGUACAGCAUCAGGGCUGGCAACGAACUGGGGAAGUUUCAGAUUGACAGAACUCUGGGCACCAUCUCAGUAGUUGAUGACAUGGACUUUGAGGUGUGUAAGGACUACUUCCUGACUGUAGAGGCUUGGGACGGCGGGGCCCCGCCCCUCAGCACUGCUACCAUGGUAACCAUAGAACUGAUGGACGUCAACGACAACGCCCCGGCCUUCAGUCAGGAUAUCUACAACGUGCUGGUCAGCGAGGACGCGUCAGUCGGACAGACUAUCACCAGGGUGAGUCUGGGUGUGUUGCUAGCGGAGGACCUGGACAGCCAGGUGAACGGGCGAAUCACUUACUCCAUCCUCCGUGGUGACCGUGGCAACCAGUUCUGGAUCGACCCGGUAACGGGACUGCUCAAAGUCAACAAGAGACUGGACCGGGAGGAGGUGUCCAACUAUACUCUGUCUGUCCAGGCAUUUGAUAGUGGUUCCCCUGCCAUGUCCUCUACAGUCAUCGUCAACAUAGAUAUCUCUGAUGUAAACGACAACCCUCCUGUCUUCGCCCCACCUAACGCCACAACCACUGUACAGUUAAACCAGCCAGCUGGGUCUAGUCUGCUGAAGCUGUCCGUCACUGAUGAGGAUUGCCCCAAUAACGGCCCUCCUUUUGAGUUCCGCAUUGUGUCUGGGAACGAGGGGAACGCUUUCUCUGUGGAACAGACCGGAGAUCUACGGUCCAACCGCGUUCUAGGCCCUGACGCUACCAGGGAGUUCACUCUGGAGGUCCAGGCCAGUGACAGUGGAAAGCCUCGUCUCUCCUCCUCUUGCUGGGUCUUCGUCAGGGUGGUCGGAGACAGCCAGUACAGACCCUCCGUCAACCCACUGGACAUCUACAUCGUCACGGCGACAGACUCCUAUCCCGGCGGCCCGAUCGGUCGCAUAUACGCAUCCGACCGUGACGUCACAGACGUGUUGUCCUUUACCCAGAGGCCUUUGCAGCAGCGGAAUCCAUUCAAGAUCAACAGGCAGGACGGCAGUGUAGUGGCCGUGGCUGGACUGGAGCCUGGCAGGUAUCAGUUUAACGCCACGGUGAGUGACGGCCGUUACUCUGUCCCGGUGGUCGUAACGGUCAUGGUUGAACAGGUGACUGAGGAUCUCCUCCGUAGUGCCAUCACCCUGAGGUUUUCCUCGCUGACCCCUGAAGACCUGCUGGGACUACAUCUUAAUAAUAUCAAGCAGAGGCUGCGUGGCGUAGUCGGCUGGGGUUCGUCGUCGCUUGAGCAACAACAGGACCCUCUGCACAUUCUCGGCGUUCAGCUGAUGUCCGGGGGCAUCGACCUCCUCCUGGCCAUGGAGAGACCAGAUGGGGAAGGAGAGAGUGGAGGGUACCUAACCUCACAGGAGCUGAUCCUUAGGAUGGGGGAGGCGGGGAGGAGAGGGGAAGGGGGAGAACAGGAAGGGGUGUCGGCUACAGGAGGCCAGAGAGGGCAGCUCCAGGGUGUCCUGGCGGGCGCGGAGGUGCUGACUCUAGCCUGCUCAGGGGAGCUCGACUGCGGUGACAGAGUGUGCGAGCAGGCCCUGGUGGUGGAAGGUGGAGCGAUGGUCAGCUACAGCACCCCGACAGUCAGCUUCAUCACCCCACGAUACAGCCGUACGGAGUCAUGCACCUGCCCAGGAGGUACCUGUCCCAACCCCGUAGAGGAGCAGUGUGAGGGCCAAUCCUGUCCUAUAGACAUGCAGUGUGUUCGUGCCAGCCCCACAGCGCCCUCUGUCUGCCAGUGUCUGCCUGACAGGAUGGACCAGUGUGCAGGCCAGACGUCUCUGAGUUUCUCAGGUAACAGCUAUAUAAAGUACAGGGUGAAAGAAGGAGGCCAGGGAGGAGGAGGAGAGAUGAGACUGGGUCUAAGGAUCAGAACAUUACAGAGUAGAGGAGUCAUCAUGUACACACGGGCCAACCCCUGCACCAUGCUGAAGAUCGAAAGUGGUCGUCUGUGGUUCCAGCUGGACUGUGACAACACGCUGGGCAUCAUGGGUAUCUCCGGCCGACCAAUCAACGAUGGGCGCUGGCACGCCGUGACGUUAGAACUCACCAGCAACUAUACCCUCCUCUCAUUAGACGACAGCUAUGUGGAACGCCGUAGGGCCGCCGGGGCGCCCGUCCGACUCUGGCCCCUCGCACCCGAUUCGUCUUUCUUCUUCGGUGCCCAAGUCAGACCUACGACUUCCAAUCCAGGGGAGAGGGGACAGGGCCGUACCCAGGGAGAUCCAGGGGAGAGGGGGAUGAGGGGUCCGCCACGGGCCGAAGAUGGGUUUCAGGGGUGUCUGAGGUCGCUGGUGCUGAAUAGUAACGAGCUGCCACUCCAGAACAAGAGGAGUCGCUAUGCGGAGAUAGCUGGCCUUAGUGAGGUGAAGCUAGGCUGUGUACUCUACCCUGACCCCUGUGUGACCCAGCCCUGUCUCAAUGGAGGAACCUGUAACCAACUGCCCUCUGGUGGUUUCAGGUGUAGUUGCAGUAUGCGGUACACUGGAGGGCGCUGUGAGGAGGAGCUGACUUCGUGUCUACCGAACCCGUGUCAGAACGGAGCGGACUGUACACCUGGAGACACAGCCUUCUUCUGUGGUUGUCCCCGGGGUCUCACUGGACUCAUAUGUGAUGAGGAUGUGAACGAGUGUGAGCGUGAGGAGUGUGAGAACGGAGGAGUGUGUAUGAACACCUUUGGGGCGUACUAUUGUAACUGUUCCUAUGGUUACGAGGGCCAGUUCUGUGGAGAGAGAAGCCUACUGGACCCAGACCCUGACCUACAGGAGCCUCUCUCCUACGUGGGUCCAGUAGAGAUCAUCGGAAUCGGAGUCCUGAUCUUCGUCAUCUCCUUCCUACUCCUCCUCUACAUUAUCUUCAGGAAGAAGAUCAGGUUCCAGAGGAAGGACUCCGGUUUCAGUCAGGAUGGAGGAGGGGCAAAGGAGGGUGUGGCGGUGGGUGGGGUCGGGACUGGGGGGGUGGGCAUGUCUGCUGUAUCCGUGGAGACCAGCUACCUGCUGACAAAGACAGGGAUGGGGUCACAAGGCAUCGAGUUCAAGGCCGUGCGUGUCGCUGCCGACCCCCGACCGCCCGGCAACACCGAGGUCAGCAUCGGUAGUUAUGGCGACAGAGAUGGAGGUCUAGGUGGAGGUGUGGUGACAGGCGGAAGGGUGGGGUUGGGGCCUCCUCAGGUGAUGGUACGGCCAACUACACACCCGACGACGAUGCUACCUGGUUGGCCUGGCAACAACAACAACCUAGCAAUGAGAGGUGUCGAUGGAGAUAACAUGGCUACCAGCGAGAGCUCUCUCUCUACCAGUCAGAUGAGCAGCUUCUUGUCAUCUGAUUCCUCGCAUCACAUCCUGGGCGGGGCUAGUAGAAGGGGCGUGGCCGUGUGUAGCGUGGUGCCCAAUCUCCAGCCCCCAUCGCCCUGUCACUCAGAACGAAUCCCUGCCCAUAAAGCUCCCUGGGAGAGGCAGGGAGAGAGGGAUGAAGAGCGAGAGAGAGAGAGAUAUGGAAGAGAGGAGGAGUGGGAGCAGAGAGCAUAUGAACUGGAGAGAACUCAGAGAGCCAGCUCUCCUCUUGUGGAGGAUCUGGUAGAAGAGGUGGCGUGUUUCUCAGACAGUACAUCUGAAGCUCUCUCUCUCAGCUCUUACACCUCAGACUCCUUCGAUGACAACGCCUCCAUAGUGACUGUAAUAUGUCUGGUGAAUAAUACCGUGGACAGUAUAGAGAAUGAAGUGUCAGGUAUGGAUGGAGGGCAGACCUACAGCACUCCAGCGUACCAGUGGGAGUCGUCUGAUUGGCUGUCCCCGUCCCGGCUCCGCCUACCUGGCAUCGAUGGGGGGUCACACUGUGACAUUAUAGAUGACCUUCCGUCGUUCGGCAGAGCAGGAAGCGUGUACUCACUACAGCUGGACUACGGGCUGGGGGGGUACAGGAGGGAAAGAGGAAACUCAGGGGACAGAAGAAGCCUCAGAUCACUCUCAGCUGAGAGGAGGGGGUAUGAGAGAGAGAGAGAAAGAGACAUGGAGAGAGGGAGAGGGACGGAAAGAGCG